AAAGUUAUUUAUUACCAUAAAAAAAAAAAAAAAAGAAAAAAUCCUUCAGGGUAAAUUUGAGUGCUGCUGCCGCUGUUGCUCUGCCGUUGUUCUAGCUUGACUGAUUCUCGUGUGGUUAUCGUCUCGUACUUAUUAGUCACUGCGUUAUUACUAUUUUUGUUUUUAUUUUGAAAACAGAUAAAUACACAGACCCUAAUGGCCGAUCAGAGGUUCUGUUUGCGAUGGAACAAUCAUCAGCCGAAUUUGGUGAACGUAAUGACUGGCCUGUUGAACAGCGAAAUGUUUGUGGAUGCAACCAUUGCCGCAGAGGGACGGAAAAUUCAAGUUCAUAAAGUUGUAUUGUCUGCUUGCAGCAGUUAUUUUCAAAUGCUUUUCAAUGAAACACCAUGUAAACAUCCAAUUAUUAUCAUUAAAGACAUGUCUUAUAAUCAUUUGAAAACAUUAAUUGAAUUUAUGUAUUAUGGAGAAGUUAAUAUCUCUCAAGAUCAACUCCCUAUAAUUCUAAAAGCUGCAGAAAGUUUGCAAAUUAAGGGACUGACAGAAAAAACAAUGUUUCCGUUUACUACAACACGACAGGCAGAAACUGAAUAUAGUUUGUUGUCUCCUUCAGCAAAACGAAAAAAAAUGCACCUUAUGAAAUCAUCUAGUGAUAAAUCUGAACAUAACAGUUCUAUAGAGGAUAUUUCAGUAACCGAACAAGAUAAUUUGGCUAAUAGAUCUCAACCUACACCACAAGGACAAGAAACAUCGAAAUCUAUUGGUAGUGUAAGCAAACAUUCAUCAACAGAAAAUAAUGCUUCGAUUGUUCAUCAAAAACCUGAAGGUUGGUCGUUUUUGGAGCAGCUCUCUGAUUGCCCGCCUCACAGUGUCUACGCCAUACCCAAAGCCAAAGCAACAUCCAAACCAGAGAAUAAAGUACGCAAAAAACGAGAACCAGGUAUACGAGAGAGUGAUCGUUUUAAAGAAGCUCUUGAAGCUGUUCGUGUGGGACGUAUGGGAUUUUGUCGUGCAGCCCAAGAGUAUGGUAUAAAUAAUCGUACAUUAUGGCUUGAGUACAAAAAGAAAGGUUAUCCUGUUCACCGAAAAGGUCAGUCUUCCUCGUCUAUUCCAGUACCUUCGCCAGCCUCAUCUAUCAAUGGUCAAUCUUCCGAUCAAGUAUAUCAAGCACCGUUAUAUGAACCUUCAACGUCUCAAACAUCUUCAACAGUCGAUCAUCCUGCUUAUGUUUCACAAAUGUAUUCACAACCACUGACAGUUAUUAAUCCAUGCUAUUAUUCUUCACCAGCACCUUCAAUAUUUUCUGCUGGAAACCAUACAUAAUUAUUAUAUUACUUAUUAACAAUUCUUUUUGUUUCCUUUUCUUUAGCUAAUAAUUUCACUUUUACUGGUUUGCACAAAUAUUUAACUAUAUUAAUUUUACAAUUCAUUCAUUUGAAUACAGAAUAGAAUGUACUACAAUGAUUUGUUAUUUUCAAGUGGUAGAAGUUAUGUUAUUGUUUUAAAAUAUUAAAUCAUCAUGAAACACCUUAUAUUUAUUUGACGAAUCAUUCACAGUUCAUUAUUUGUAAGAUGCAACAGUAAAUCGAGUAUUCCUUCUUAUACAUGUGUAGUGUACUUAAACUGCUUUCUAUACUUAACUCAUUGUAUUCACCUUAUUGAUAUUUAUUUGUAUAUAUAUCAUAUAAGUUGUAUAAAUAAUUUAUUGUUAAAAUUUUUCAGUACAAUAUUUUGUUUUUAAAUGGACUUCAUAGUUAUGGUCGCUAGCCCCCUUCUCUCCAUGUGUCUUGUAUUGUAUGUUAGGAAAAUAUUUGGGUAAACUUAUAUUGGAAUAGUUGGGUGGUAGGUUAUUCUUUUAGGACAGAUGUCUCAUCCAAAAAAUGUAAUCACCCAGUGACUAGGG
This is a messenger RNA of Sipha flava (yellow sugarcane aphid), 1900 nucleotides long. Its product is annotated as sex determination protein fruitless-like. The coding region runs from base 196 to 1320 and encodes 374 amino acids. Gene Ontology annotation, cellular component: nucleus. Gene Ontology annotation, biological process: regulation of transcription by RNA polymerase II. Gene Ontology annotation, molecular function: protein binding; DNA binding. The record is from RefSeq and is a predicted model, not a curated record. NCBI's taxonomy places the organism in Eukaryota, Metazoa, Arthropoda, Insecta, Hemiptera, Aphididae. The transcript has 6 exons.